This is a messenger RNA of Silurus meridionalis, 3337 nucleotides long. RefSeq names its product Rho guanine nucleotide exchange factor (GEF) 3 (gene arhgef3). The record is from RefSeq and is a predicted model, not a curated record. The coding region runs from base 455 to 1939 and encodes 494 amino acids. Gene Ontology annotation, biological process: intracellular signal transduction; positive regulation of Rho protein signal transduction. The transcript has 10 exons. Lineage: Eukaryota; Metazoa; Chordata; Actinopteri; Siluriformes; Siluridae. Gene Ontology annotation, molecular function: guanyl-nucleotide exchange factor activity.
UGUGGACACGUGUGUAUCCAUGAGUGUGUGUGUGUGUGUGUGUGUGUGUGAUCAGGGGACUAUGAUGCAUUGGAACUUGGUGUAGUAGUAAGGGUCUGAUGAGAGAAGCCAACAUGAUCGGAUGCAGUGAGCGGCGCGCUCGUGCACCCACGAGGAGGAGUUUUUAAAUCCGCAUGCGUUUCCUCUCACGCACAGCUCUCGCACCCAAGCAGUGAGUCGCGCAGUCUCGCGCAGCGCCGGAGAAUUGCGGCACGGCUCGCAAGCGCGCGCGCGCGCUCGGGAUGUCCUCUUGGCCGGUGCGUGUGCACGGGAGCGCUGCAAUCGCUCGUGCGUAGAGCUGGCAGGCACCGUGGCUGCAAGGUCGGUUUGCGACUAUCCUCCUCCUCAUCCUCCACAUCACCCAGAUCCGCAUCCAGCCGUCGUUCCCUGCGCCGCGGCAACCGGGAGCGCGAGCAUGGUGGCCAAGGAUUACCCGUUUUACCUGGUGGUGAAGAGAACCAACUGCUCGCUCGAGGUGCAGACGGUGAGCAGCGCGAGCAAAGAAGCCGAGGAGCCUAGCAACAAGCGAGCGAAGCCUCUCUCUCGAGUCACGUCGCUGGCUAACCUCAUCCCGCCAGUCAAAGCUGCUCCACUAAAGCGUAUCGGACAGACAUUACAGCGCUCCAUCAGCUUCCGCAGCGAAAGCAGGACAGAGAUCAUGCCUCCUCGGCCGUGGAGCAGACAGGCACCGGCGGCCAACACCAAGCGCAGAGACAGCAAGCUGUGGAGUGAGACCUUCGAUGUAGGACUGGGACAGAUGCUGUCCUCGAAAGAGAUUAAAAGGCAGGAGGCUAUAUUUGAGCUGUCCCAAGGCGAGCAGGACCUGAUUGAAGACCUCAAGCUGGCCAAAAAGGCCUACCAUGAUCCGAUGCUGAAGCUCUCCAUUAUGACGGAACAAGAGCUCAAUCAGAUAUUCGGCACCCUGGACUCUCUCAUCCCGCUUCACGAAGAUCUUUUGAGUCGGCUCAGAGAGGCCAGGAAACCUGAUGGCUCUACUGACCAUGUGGGCCAUAUUUUAGUGAGCUGGUUGCCCUGCCUGGACUCCUACAACAGCUACUGCAGCAACCAGGUGGCCGCGAAAGCCUUACUGGACCAUAAAAAACAGGACCAUCGGGUGCACGACUUCCUGCAACGCUGUCUGGAGUCGCCCUUCAGUCGCAAGCUGGACCUGUGGAACUUUCUGGACAUCCCACGCAGCCGGCUCGUCAAAUAUCCUCUUCUGCUACGAGAGAUUCUCAAACACACGCCCAACGACCACCCGGACCGCCAGCAUCUGGAUGAGGCUAUCAACAUGAUCCAGAGCAUCGUGGCCGAGAUUAACAUCAAGACAGGCGAGUCAGAGUGCCGUUAUUAUAAAGAGCGUCUGCUCUACCUGGAGGAGAGCCAGCGAGACCUGCUGAUUGACAGCUCUCGCAUUCUCAGCUGCCAUGGGGAGCUGAAGAACAACAGAGGAGCUAAGCUACACGUGUUCCUGUUCCAAGAUGUGCUGGUGAUCACACGGGCCGUCACCCAUAACGAACAGCUCUGCUAUCAGCUCUACCGGCAGCCCAUCCCCGUGCGGGAUCUUGAAUGGGAGGACCUGCAGGAUGGCGAGAUCCGCCUGGGCGGCUCCAUCAGAGGUGCUUUCAGCAACACAGAGAGAACCAAGAACUUUUUCCGGGUCACGUUCAGUAGCGGCGGUCAGCUCCAGUCCCAUUCCUUCCAAGCCAGCGACGCCUUCAACAAGCAACAGUGGCUGAACUGCAUACGACAGGCUAAACUAGCAACAGGCUCUCAACCUUCCCAGCACACGGCCCCGUGCAGGACAAAAGCGAAGAGCGCAUGGACCAAAGCGACAGCGAUUCCUCAGAUUGUAGCAUGGACACUAGCGAUCCUGGUGCUGAGGCUGGAACGCAGCUGAUGGAGCACACACACGUGAAAGUGUGAACGGCGCGCCAUCGCCCGAGCGAGACCAGACAUCUGUAAUCAUCUCCGCUCACCAAACCGACCUGUACAGUAUUGUCACGGAGAAGCUGUCUGUACUUCAGUAAAUGCCACAGAGUAGGGAGGGCGCUACUUUUUUCCGCCACUAUGUUAUUCUUCACGUCUCUUUCUUUCCGUCUGUCUCUCUCUGUGGUGCAUUCUGUCGCACUCCCAACUGUGAAACUGUCAGGUUUCCUGUCGUCCAGUGAACAGGAUUCGGGUGAAGAGGACUCACUGAUCGAUUUUGUCAUUGUUCAUGAAAUGAAAGUGGUCCUCUCAGGAGAAGAAAGACUCCAUGUUGAAAGAUGUACUAUAUUUAUGUCCACAGACUGUGUUAUGUCUGCAGUAACCACCCAGACAAAACGACCGGAGGAAUGUUUUUUUUUUGUUGUUGUUUUUUCCAUUAAAAUCAAAAAGUGUUUUUACAGGGGCUCACAGUGUUUUAAAGCCCAAAGAGUUACAUGUCUUGAGACUUGAGUUCUUGAAGAUUAUAAAUGCUUUCGAAACUGUCAAAGACCAAACAACGAUGAGAGAGAAGCCAAAACCCGUGCAGCUUUGUGAUGAUCGUGUUUCUACACGUCUCGUGUAACCGUGUCCACAUGCUGUAUCCCAAAAAAGAAAAGCUGUUUGUACUUUAAAAGCUAUAGCCAUCAUCGAAGUUGAGCAGACAGUGGAGCCCAAUUUCAUUAAAGCACUUUGAUUGAGAAUAAAUGUAUAUUUGCCAGUUUUGGCAGAAAAAAUCAGGAAGAAAAAAAAACGCAGCAAAGGGCGUGAGUUUUGUAAAAAUGUAGCCAACGCGCACUCAUUUGGUGUAGUAAUCGCUUGUGCCGUGUUGCUCAGCAUAACUCGUGUCUUUUCCCCAGGUGUCUUUGGUGUUUGUAUCUGUGUGAGAGCCAGUGUAUCACAUCCUGAUCUGCGGAAAAGCUUUGCCAGAAAGUGUUUUAAUCCUGUGCGAGUUUACCUGUGGGCUCACGUCGUUUAGAAUUACCAUCUCUACUAUAGAAAUUAUUCAGACUACAGUGUUAUGUUUUUUUGGGGCUUUUUUUUUUUUUUUAAAGAAAUGUAUUAAAUUUUAUGCAGUAGUGUGGUUAUUUAUAGCUUAUUUUUGAACUUGACCUAACUAUGCUGUUUGUUUAAUCCAAGUGCUCAAAGAAACAGAAAGUGUUACUGCAGGUGAGCUAAAUGGAGAUUUUUCGAUGUGACUGGAUUUAAACAUGUGGUUAAGAUGCGGUUUGAACGGAGGUCAAAGCCAUACAGAGAAAAGCACGGUAUGUGUGAAUGUCGAUGGAAAAAGCCGGGAAGUGUGAAAUGAGUUCCAAAUAAACGAUUAAAAACA